CCAGCAUGCCCGGCGGCGGGCGGAGCAGGAGCGGGACGACAUGGCUGCCCGCAUGCCCCGCCCACCCAGCCCCACCCCCUAUAGCCGCUAUGGGUGCAGGGGGGGCCGGGACCCCGGGGAGCUGCAAGCGGCGCUGGCGGAGCUGAGGGAGCACAACCGGGAGCUGCGGCAGCGCCUGCACCAGCGGCACGAGCAGGCGCAGGAGCUGCAGCGGGCGCUGGCGGGGGCUCGGGCACGGGCUCGGACGGCAGCGGGGGCGCGGGCCCAGCUGGAACGGGAGCAGCGGGGGCUGCGGGGGCGGCUGCAGCACCCCGGGGUGCCCCCGCACCCGGCCGAGGCCGCCCUGCGCGCCCGCUGCCUCCACCUCCAGGAGCUGCUGAACCGCGAGGCCGGGGCGCGGGCGGCGCUGGCCCAGGCGUCGCGGGCGGCGGGACGGCGCCUGCGGGUGCUGCUGGCGGAGGCCGAGGAGCAGCGGCUGCGGGGGGAGCGCUACCGCCUGCAGGCGGAGGCCGCCGAGGAGGCCGAGCGGGCGCUGCGGGACCAGCUGGCGGCGGUGGCGGCGGGGACGGCGCGCGCCGAGGCCCAGGGCCACCGCCUGCGCCGGGCGCUGGACGCCGUCGGGGACGGGGCCGCUGCCACCGCGCGCCGCGUGGCCGCCCUGCGGGCCCGCCUCAGGUGCGACCCUCUGACGCUGUCCCGCACCGUGCGCCGCAUGCUCCGGGGCGAGGACGAGGACAGCGAGGACAGCGGGGGCAGCGGGGGCAGCGGGGGCAGCGGGUCCCCCCCGUGGGCCCUCGGGGAGCCCCUCGAAACCGCCGCCGGCCCCCGGGGGGGCCUCGAAACCGCCCCCAAGGAGCCCCUCGAAACCGCCGCCGGUCCCGGGGGGGGCCUCGAAACCGCCCCCGGGGAGCCCUAAAAGUGGCUCUGACCCCAUAGAGCCCCCCCGGGACCCCCCUG
This is a messenger RNA of Cygnus olor (mute swan), 957 nucleotides long. RefSeq names its product myosin heavy chain, embryonic smooth muscle isoform-like. The transcript has 6 exons. Lineage: Eukaryota; Metazoa; Chordata; Aves; Anseriformes; Anatidae. Bases 41 to 916 code for a protein of 291 amino acids. The record is from RefSeq and is a predicted model, not a curated record. Gene Ontology annotation, cellular component: myosin complex.